This is a messenger RNA of Bactrocera neohumeralis, 1414 nucleotides long. RefSeq names its product sialic acid synthase (gene NANS). Gene Ontology annotation, molecular function: N-acylneuraminate-9-phosphate synthase activity. Lineage: Eukaryota; Metazoa; Arthropoda; Insecta; Diptera; Tephritidae. Gene Ontology annotation, biological process: carbohydrate biosynthetic process. The record is from RefSeq and is a predicted model, not a curated record. The coding region runs from base 170 to 1297 and encodes 375 amino acids. The transcript has 3 exons.
AGUUCUAUAAUGAAAAAUACUCGCUAUGUUAACAAGAUUUUUACAACAAACAUUUUUUAAAUUUUCAUAGUCAAUUACUUUUUACCUUCUGGCAUCUUUGUGGUUUAUUUAAAUCGUUUGCUUAAUUAGAGCUGUUAAUUAAUAAAGUUGCUUUCAAAUUCAAUACUUUAUGAUGGUAGCAUUAAAAUUAGGAAAUAAAAAUAUUUUUUCUGAUGGCGAUGUUGUAUAUAUAAUUGCGGAAAUAGGGCAAAAUCAUCAAGGUGAUUUUAAUACCGCAAAGAAAAUGAUUUCGGAAGCCAAAAGAAUAGGGUGUGACUGUGUCAAAUUUCAAAAAUCCUGCCUCCCAGUAAAAUUUUCUAAAACAGCCCUUAAACGCCCAUAUAUAUCAGAGAACUCCUUUGGCAAGACUUAUGGUGAACACAAAGAGUUCCUUGAAUUUAGCGAAACCCAGUACAGAGAAUUAAAAAUAUAUGCCAAUAGUGUUGGAAUCGAUUUUACUGCAUCAGCCAUGGAUGAGAUAUCUUUAGAUUUUCUAAACGAGCUGAACGUGCCUUUUAUAAAAAUAGGCUCGGGCGAUGCUAAUAAUGUGCUCCUUUUGAGGAAAGCAGCUAAAAUGGAUACUCCGCUAAUUGUGUCUACAGGAAUGCAAACGAGUGAAACUAUCGAGAAAAUUGUUGAUAUAAUGCAACAGAAUAACAAAACUAAUUAUGCCUUAAUGCAUUGCGUUUCUUCUUAUCCUACUGAUCCAGAUGAUUGCUCUUUGGAAAUGAUAACUCGUCUGAAAGAGCGGUAUCCAAAUAUAGUAAUAGGAUAUUCCGGGCAUGAAAAGGGCAUUGAAAUAAGUAAAGCAGCAGUGUUAAUAGGUGCUAGAAUUAUAGAGCGUCAUUUUACUUUAGAUAAUAAUCAGAAGGGUUCAGAUCACAAAUGUUCAUUGGAACCUCACGAAUUUGGAAGCCUAGUUAAUGAAAUCAAGACAUUAGAAAAGCUUCGUACAUUGACUAAAGAUCAGAUUAUGGAUUUACUUGGUCAUCAGAAAAUUAUCGAAUUGGCUUUAAAAGAGAUAAAGUUAAGAACUAUACUUCCAAGUGAAAUACAAUGUAGAAGCAAAUUAGGAAAAUCCAUUGUUGCAACCAAGGACUUGCAAGCAGGCAAUAUUUUAAAGGUAUGCGAUAUAUGUAUUAAAGUAAGUGAGCCAAAUGGUAUAGCUGCAGAAUAUUUUGAUUAUGUAGUAGGUAAAUUUAUUGCGGCUGAUGUGAAUAAGGAUUCACCUUUAACGUGGCGCCAUAUUUCUAUUUAAUUUCAAUUAGUUUUUCUAAAAAUAAUCCACAACAAAAAUGAAACUAAUUUAUUUUUAAAUAAAAUAUGAUAUUGUUUUGUCCAAAUAAUAAAUAAUUUAAAAAGUUUUCAAUUAUCA